Messenger RNA from Chanos chanos (milkfish), 951 nucleotides. RefSeq names its product olfactory receptor 6N1-like. Gene Ontology annotation, cellular component: membrane. NCBI's taxonomy places the organism in Eukaryota, Metazoa, Chordata, Actinopteri, Gonorynchiformes, Chanidae. Bases 1 to 951 code for a protein of 316 amino acids. Gene Ontology annotation, biological process: G protein-coupled receptor signaling pathway. The record is from RefSeq and is a predicted model, not a curated record. Gene Ontology annotation, molecular function: G protein-coupled receptor activity; olfactory receptor activity. The transcript has a single exon.
AUGAACGAUACUGGCCCGGUGACAUUUUUCAUCAUUGAAGGACUGAGAGACAAGUACAUGCUCCUGUUUGCCAUUUUCCUGACCGUCUACAUACUCGUACUGGGAGGAAACAGUAUGAUUAUUUACCUGGUUUGGACAGACUCCAGACUCAACUCGCCCAUGUACUUUUUCCUCCACAACCUGUCUUUCUCAGACAUGGUCUACACGUCAGUGACCAUCCCCAACAUGCUCUCAGGCUUCCUGACUGACGUCAAGACCAUCUCUAAAACAGGCUGCUUUGUGCAGAUGUACGUUUUCCUUUCUAUGGCAGUGACUGGACGUGCUUUGUUAACAGUAAUGGCCUUUGACCGUUACGUGGCUAUCUGUAACCCCCUGCGUUACACAACCAUCAUGACUCGGCAAGUUCGUGUUCUUCUUAUAUUCUCUGCCUGGGGGUUUGGAUGGCUGAUUACCCUUCCUGCCCUGAGUUUGGCUGCACCCCUGCCCUUCUGUGGGCCUAACCGGGUGAGCCACAUCUUCUGUGACCACUCCUCUGUCGUUCGCCUGGCCUGCACUGACACUCAAAGAAACAGCGUAGUGUCCCUGACAUUUGCGCUAAUCGCUAUCAUCGGUACGUUCCUCCUCAUUCUGGCCUCCUACAUCAGCAUCGGCAAAGCGAUUGUCGGAAUGGGUACGGCUGAACGGCUCAAAGCUUUCGCUACGUGCGCGUCUCACCUGAUAGUCGUCUGUAUCUCAUACGUGUCGGCUUCCUGCGUCUACAUAUCCUAUCGCGUGGCCACGUUUGACCCAGACGUGCGUCUCAUAGUCGCUGUGCUUUAUUCUGUCCUGACCCCUGUGCUGAACCCGAUCAUUUACAGCCUGAGGAAUAAGGAGCUACGAGACGCAGUGAAGAGGGCUUUCUGUCGAUGUGGCACUGGACGAAUGAGAAAGACCAUCCCAGCUGUCUCCUGA